AUGAAGUACGCUGUCCUCCUUGUUGCUGCCACCAUGGGCUCCUGCCUGGCCCAGUCCCCCUCCGGGCAGAAGCUCCCCUUCAAGCCCGCCCCAGAGAAAUCGGGCAUAUGUCCUAGUUCAUCCAGGUUCAACUCUAAACCCCUUUGGGAUACUACCGAGGCCUGCUUUAAUGCGCAUGAGCAAGAGCCUAAGGAAAAUGGCAAGCGCCCUUUUCACUUUGGCUUUAGUGCCGGCCCUGACUGCGCCGACAGACAUGGAGGCUUGAUGACGGUAACGUCGUGCGGCACCGAGACGUACUGCAAGGCGAUUGAUGAAUGGGGCAGCGAAGACGGAAGACUGCAGGAGGAUAUCCGCUGGAGUAGCACCAAGGAGUGCCUAGACGCCCACGUCCCUGAGCCUAGGAACCUGCCCUGGAAGCGGCGUGACAAGGCUAACUUUUGCGGCAGCCGUGCAGAUUAUAGCGAGAACACUUGCGGCACCGAGGAGUAUUGCAGGUUGCUUGAGAAACAACCAGGCCUAAUCUCCACGCCGCCCUAUAUCGGGACCAAGACACAAUGCCUUGCGGCCCACGUGCCAGAUCCGGACGCUAUCUGGUUCCCAGUUGACUAG
Metarhizium brunneum ARSEF 3297 is the source of this 609-nucleotide messenger RNA. RefSeq lists its product as uncharacterized. Lineage: Eukaryota; Fungi; Ascomycota; Sordariomycetes; Hypocreales; Clavicipitaceae. The record is from RefSeq and is a predicted model, not a curated record.